Messenger RNA from Hypoxylon fragiforme, 3493 nucleotides. RefSeq lists its product as uncharacterized. The transcript has 3 exons. Gene Ontology annotation, biological process: carbohydrate metabolic process. Gene Ontology annotation, cellular component: extracellular region. The coding region runs from base 185 to 3358 and encodes 1057 amino acids. The record is from RefSeq and is a predicted model, not a curated record. Gene Ontology annotation, molecular function: chitinase activity. Lineage: Eukaryota; Fungi; Ascomycota; Sordariomycetes; Xylariales; Hypoxylaceae.
UUCUUCUUCUCUUCCUUUCCUUCUCAUCAACAUCCGUCAAGUUGACAAGAAACAGGCCGUUAAGCUAGCCGUGGCAGACAUCUUGUUUGCGUCCUUUCGUUGAGUCGCUUGACAGUCACAUUCAUUACGGUUUCGGCCACUUUACGAUCUUUACAUAUCAAAAAAUCACUUAAUAUAAUUCAAGAUGCAGUUAAAAAACUCAGUAUUAGCCGUCGCUCUUUCGGCUUCGUCAGCUUUGGCUACGUACACAAAAGACUACAAACUUAACACUUACUGGGGACAAUCAGGACCCAGCACUGAUUUCUUGGGGACUCACUGUGAAUCUGAUAGCGUCGACUUUGUUACUCUGGCGUUUGUGAAUAACUCGCCAGCAAAUGGAAAUGGAACCGACUACCCGGGGACGAACUUUGCUGCUCACUGUGCCGCGGAGGUUUACGUGAACAAUGACCGAAACUCCAAGCUUCUCAGCAGCUGUUAUUUUAUCAAGGAUGAUAUCAAGAAGUGCCAGAGCCUCGGAAAGAAGGUUCUGCUAUCUAUUGGAGGAGAAUACACUACCGCCAGUGACUAUUCGCUCGGAUCUGUCCAGGAGGGUAUCGACUUUGCCAACUUUCUUUACAAGGCCUUUGGCCCCUAUAAGUCGGGUUACACAGGACCCCGACCUUUCGACCCGAGCAGCACGGUGCAUACCUCUGUCGAUGGUUUUGACUUCGAUAUCGAGGUGAAGUUCGAUGACCAACAACCGUAUAUCAGCCUGGUUAACCAUCUCCGCGAUCUCAUCACGGCCGACAACGCGGGCCUGAUCCUCACCGCUGCUCCCCAGUGCCCCCAGAUCGGGGACUACUUCCAGAUGAAGGAUAUCCUGCAACAGGCCCGAUUCGACAAGAUCUGGGUCCAGUUCUACAACAACCCGCUUUGCGAUGCCGCGGGUCUCGGCUUCAACUACGACGACUGGGAGGAUUUCAUCACCGGGGGUGUCAACGACGCCGCCGAGCUCUUCAUCGGACUUCCCGGUAGCAUCGAUGCUGUUGGUCUGUUCGGUAGUGGCUACGUUCUCCCCUCCGUGGCGCAGAACCUGAUCUGCGCGUAUAAGAAUAAGCCGCACUUUGGCGGUGCCAUGUUGUGGGACGCUUACUACGCUUCUGCUAACCAGAACCUUGCGGGGAAGAACUACUACGACUCGAUUGCUGAAGUGUUAAAAUGUGGUGGCUGCGAGGAUGAUGUUUGCGCGCCGGUUCAGACUAGCAGCUCGGUUGUAGCUUCAUCGACGACCACUUCGUCUACCGCCUCAUCUACUUCUUCGACCCUUAGUGCUACGUCAACCUCCAGCUCCACCAUAAGCUCGGAGACCUCUUCAUCGACAUCUUCGUCUACGAGCUCAUCCGCAAGCUCCUCCGCCGAGUCUUCUACCACCAGCUCGUUUACCUCCGCUUCCGCCUCCACCUCGAGCGCCACCGAAAGCUCUACUUUGAGCGCAACGGAAAGUUCUAGCUCCACUUCGACCGCCACAGAGAGCGCGUCCACUUCUUCAAUUGCAAGCUCCUCCACGUCGAGCGACGUAACAAGCACAAGCAGCAGCGCUUCUGCUACGUCUAGCAAUGCUUCUACCUCCGCUUCUGUCGACCCUACGAGCAGCGCUAUCGUUUCCGUUUCUAUUUCCGUCUCUAUCCCGGUUGACCCCUCAACCAGCGUGACCGCAUCGAGCACGAUCUCUAGCAGCAGCAGCAGCUCUUCUGCCUCCAGCUCUUCUGCUACCUCUAGCAGUGGUGCUUCUACCUCCAGCAGCGCUUCUACUUCCGCCCCUAUCGAUCCCUCAAGCAGUGCCUCUGCCUCUGCCUCUGCUUCUGCUUCUGCCGAUCCUUCGAGCAGUGUUUCCGCUUCUACCUCUGCUAUCGUGACUGUGUCCGUUUCCGUCUCUAUCACACUCGAUCCCUCAACCAGCGUGACCGCAUCAAGCACUAUCUCCAGCAGUGUUUCCACUUCGACUAUUGGUUCCUACAUCAUUAGCUCCAGCAGCUCAGAAGCCGUCAGCGACAGCACCGCAAGCUCCUCUUCCACGAGCUCUUCUACCGCAUCGUUUACUUCCAGCUCUGCGACAACGACCACCGAGUCCUCUACCAGCUCGCUGAUUACAAGCACCAGCAGCAGCGCUGUUUCGUCAAUCACCACCGCUUCCAGCUCCACCUACAGCAUCUCGACAACAACAUCGUCCGACGACGACGACGAGGACUGCACUGAUGAUGAGCGCUCGACCUCGUUCGUGGCGUCUUCGACCGUCAGCGUAUCAGCUUCCACCACCGCAUCGCAGAGCGCUACCGCAUCUCAAACCGCUACCGCAUCCCAAAGCGCCACCGAGUCCCAGAGCGCUACUGUCUCACAGAGCAGUGCCCUAACUCUCAGCAGCAGCAGCAGCAGCAGCGACAGCUACCCGACUCUAACUCAAUCCUCCUCAAGCGCCAUCACCACCUCCUCGGCCCACCCCACCACCAACACCACCAUCGCCUCGACGCCCGUGCAGUACACGACCAGCACCGUGAUGACGACAAAGGUCUACACCGUCACCUCGUGCGCCGCCACCGUGACCAACUGCCCGGCCCGCGGCGCUGUUGUCACCGAGACGAUCGCGCUCUACACCACCGUGUGCCCCGUGACCGCGACCCAGAAGUCGACUAUCACGAUUCCUACGAGCGGCGCGGUUUCCGGCACGAAGAAGACGGGGUUGACUGUCACUGCGACUGCUCCUGCUACUGUGUCUGUGUCUGUGUCUGUAGGCAAUGGAAACGGAAACGGAAACGGUGAGACCACCAUCGCAACUUCGUACCCGAUCGCCAACACCGGCAAGACAACUGCAACGGGAUCUACCGCUACUACCACCACCGUCCCUGCCGGUAACGGUAACGGUAACGGUAGCGGCAGCGGCAGCAGCGCGACCACAUCCGCCGCAGUCAAACCUACGCACCCUACCCACCCCAUCGGCAACGGUGGCAGCGAGCACCAAGUCUCGGUCUCCGAAUCCGCACCCGUAUCAGCCGCCACGGCGCCCAGCUACCUCGCUGGCUCCAGCAGCAGCAGCAGCACCGCGAACAUCGUUGCCACCACCAUGACCUACGCGCUGUACCCCACCGGUGGCAACAACAACAACAACAGCAGCAACACCAGUGCUACUGGAACGGGAUACCCGAUUGCGCCUGUGCCGACGAAGACGGCGGGCAGUGGAAGUGGGAGCACGGCGAUCACGUGCAACGGCAAGGACUGCACCGCGGCGUCCCCGACGGCGUCGGCGGUUAUUGUGACGGCGGGCGUGGGGAAGAUGGCUUCUUCUUUUGGGUUGGUGGUUGCUGGGUUGGCUUUGGUGAUGUAAAUGUAAGGGGGGGGAAUGGUUCUGUUGAAUAUUAUGAGGAGGGGGUGUGGGAUGGAUGAAUUGGAUUGGAUUGGAUGGGAGGAAAGGGGAAGAAAAGAUACUUGGCCUUGUUCUGCAGUUAUUACUAUCUACUAU